CCCUGUCUCCAGGCAGCAGGAAGCCCACCAGUCAGCCCGUAAUUGCAAGAAAGCUCACCCCUUGCUAUUACUCACAACGUCCUGCAUGCCAUUCUGUACGAGUUAACGACGCGCUAUAGUGGCAGGCAGGUUUAUUUGUUUGCGCUAGCUAGUUUCGGCUUUAAUAACUCCUCUAUUUUCUACAGUCGAAUUCGCAGGAUGUCUCGUGCUCUGUUAGAUCGCCUGUCGGACGACCUCAUCUGCGUCAUCUUCCGUCGGCUAAGCCAGCAGUUACCCAGCAGCUUCAAUCACGCCUUGGUCUGCAAACGAUGGAAUCGCCUUGCUUGUCUUUCGCAAACGUCCAUCGCGAACAGUUCUCGUAGGCUCGCUGCAGACGUUAGCCUUCUCUGAUGUCUUUCUCAAUUCAAGAAUCUGACGUUUCUAAAGAUGGACGGGUACGAGAUAGGUGCCGAUGGCGAAUUCUUUCUCGGCCUUGGCUCCGUCUGUCCGCGAGCUGAGCAACUCGGAUGAUAGGGGGUUGACAUGUCAUGGAUUGGAUGCGAUCUUCACUGCCUGCACCGGACUGCAGUGUCUCUCCUUAUUCAUGCAAGGAGACUCGAGGUCGAUACAAGAUUGACAGACAGAGGUGGGGAUGGGGAGGUGGUGAAGCUGACAGAUUCAUUCUUCUUGCGCUGCGACGCAAGUAUGUGCAGCUUCGUGGCAAACAGCCGAAAGCAACUGGAGCAAUCAAGGAAACGUGUCCAUCCUGACUAAGGACGAGUUUCUCAGCUCCACAGGCAAGAAAUCGCCUUGGAUUCUGGUUGGCAAUCCUGAUGCCAGUAAGAAGGGCAGGGCCUUAACAGGAGCAGCAGGAGCGUGAUGGUCUGCACCUUCAGCUCCAGCAGUGCGAACAGUACCACCUGCAGAUCUGCUGUGCAGAUCCCUGCAAUAACUGCUGCCAGCACCGAGGAAUCAGUUAAGAAGAAUGAAAGCAAAUACCAGGCCUCACAAAAAAAGCCGUACGAUACUGCAGCAGUCAGUUCUCAAGAAUCAGCAAGAAACGGCACGAGCAGGCAGCAAGGUGCUCAAGACCAUGCUGUUGCCUGCCGUGCUGGGAGGAUCCAUGAGGAUGAGCUCCAACCCAAGCAGCUCAGCCGCCGUUCUCCUGCUGGGCUCUCCCCUCUGAGGAAAUCGUCUGUUGCUGUUGUCCCUGUUGACGAUGCUUCUGCUGCAAGUGCUUCAGCUAAUUCCGAGAAAAAAAGUAUGAAGGUUGGAGGAAAGAGGCGGAUGACAAGGUGGGUGAGUAGAGUCUGGUCGAGCAUAGCGCUGAAUAAGUGGCAUACUGGCAACUAAGGUAAAGCUGGUGGGGGUGCUGUGGGAUGUUGAUGGUAGGGGUUCACCCCCUUUUUUCCAUCCUGCCUGUCAGGAUGUUGUGGGAAAGAUGGAAAGAAUGGCGGACAGGAAAGUUGGAAAUGGGAUUGAAUGCUACUCUGGUCUGGCGCUAGUCUGGUUUAGGCUGUAGGUGUAAUGUCAAUCAUGUAUUCACUGUAUGAACGUCGUAUCUUUGUUACCAUGGAAUCAAUGAAUGGCUGAGGGGAUUGUGAAGGGAUAGGAGUGACCGCAGAUGUCAAGUGUGCAACGUUAGCGGAUCGUUUACGCCAUUCGAAGCUGGCCGCAUAGUCGGAAAUCGUCCGCCAGGUGUUCGCCAAGUGUUUUUUUCCUGUUUCGUUUAACGUAAAUGGUUUGCGAGUCUUCCGCGAAUGAGUUGUUUCGCGAAUGAGUUGUUUUGUAAAUGUUACACCUUGAUAAUAAUCUUGUUCUGAUGGC
Closterium sp. NIES-67 is the source of this 1806-nucleotide messenger RNA. Lineage: Eukaryota; Viridiplantae; Streptophyta; Zygnematophyceae; Desmidiales; Closteriaceae. The record is from the annotation of a GenBank genome assembly.